CACACUGCAGCAUCAGGAGGUCUUCUCGGAUAACUACCAAUUUCAAAUUCAUCCUGAUCCGCCUCAAUCGAUUGCCAUCAUGGUGCAAUACGCAAACUUUCUCUUCCCUCUCUACGUCUACCCUACCAACAAUGCAUGGGAGCCACUGACAUCUGCGGCCGCGCAGUACCCAGAUGUCACAUUUACGGCGGUCAUCAACCCCUCGACCGGUCCAGCACCAGAUGCGGAUGGUUGCCCUAAUAAUGAUUAUGUCAAAGGCAUCGCGUCCCUCAACAAGUACCCAAAUAUCCACACAAUGGGCUACGUACAUACCGCCAACCAAUGGAACUGCGGCUCUUCGGGAAAAGACAUCUGCUUCUGCACUGCACCAGCUGCUGAAGUGAAGGCAAACAUCACUACGUACGCGAGCUGGAAGACCAAAAGCUGCCCGGGUUGGAGCACAGCGAACCCCGAUAUCCAUAUCGACAGCAUCUUCAUUGAUGAAGCACCCGGCCAGGAUGGCGGUAGCUGCCUCAGCUACAUGACCGACCUCACAAACCAUGCGAAGUCGUCCUUGACGACUGCCUCGGGCGGUGAGGUACUUUUCAACACUGGUGCAGCAACGGAGAUGUCAUACUUCGAUGUCGCCGAUGUCGUCAUUCUCCUAGAAGAUACCCAAGCCGCAUACGAGGCCAUUCCCGAUAUUGGCGUGCGCAAUGGCAACGGCAAGUACUACAAAAAGUCGUCGAUCAUCAUCCACUCGGCCAGCAACGCCACAGACAACAUCCAGAGGGACACGAGCACUGUGUUGGGGCUCGACCGCAGUGCGUUCCACAGCCUGUUCUAUACAGACCGAUCGACUGAUCAGUACGCAUACUUCCCUUAUAACUGGGCUGAGAUUGUCAAGGAGGUUAACGUGGUUGCUCAAGCUAACAAAGUCAUUCUCGGAGCAUAAGCAACUUCAGGGCGCUCAAAUGACCAUGUUGCGCACAUUUGUGCAAAGCAAUUGCGAGUACAAGUAAUAUAGAACAGAAUGACGACCUUAAA
Molecule: messenger RNA, 1026 nt
Organism: Macroventuria anomochaeta
Lineage: Eukaryota; Fungi; Ascomycota; Dothideomycetes; Pleosporales; Didymellaceae
Exons: 1
Coding region: 80-934 (284 amino acids)
Source: RefSeq, a predicted model, not a curated record